Eimeria mitis is the source of this 3225-nucleotide messenger RNA. RefSeq lists its product as uncharacterized. Gene Ontology annotation, molecular function: plus-end-directed microtubule motor activity; microtubule binding. Lineage: Eukaryota; Apicomplexa; Conoidasida; Eucoccidiorida; Eimeriidae. The coding region runs from base 1 to 3225 and encodes 1074 amino acids. Gene Ontology annotation, cellular component: microtubule. The record is from RefSeq and is a predicted model, not a curated record. The transcript has 5 exons. Gene Ontology annotation, biological process: mitotic cell cycle; microtubule-based movement.
AUGCGGGGCCCCUUCUCGCGGCCGCAGCAGCAACAGCAGCAGCAGCAGCAGCAGCAACAGCAGCAGCAGCAACAGAAAACGCACCCUUCGCCAGCUCUCCUCAGACAUGAAGGGCAGGGGGUGAAGCGUGAAGUGUAUACGCAGCCCCAGCCUUCUCCCUCUCUACCUGAGCUUCGCUUGGGGGGCCCCCAAGACCCCCUGCCGAGGCACCUGCUGCAGCCGCAGAUGCCUCAUGUUAAUCGGGGGCCCCCGGGGGGCCCCCUAGAGGGUUCAAACGACGAGGGGGGCCCCCCAAAGCCACACCAGUACCCUAUUGACUCUACCAGCAUCUUAAUGGCUCCCCACAGGCCCUCUCAAGAACAUAGCAAACAGAAAGGGGCAACGGGGGGCCCCCAGGGGGGCCCCCCUGGGGGCCCCCAAGGGGGGCCCCAUAGGGCCCAGUCGGGGGCCCUCGGGGAGGCUCAGGGGGGCCCCCAGGGUUCGAGCUGCUGCAGGCAGGUGAUGAGAGAGGAGGAACUGCUGCAGCUGCCUGUGCAGCAGGUGCUGCUGCUGCUGCCGCCUGCAGCAGCAGCAACAGUACGCGAGGCCCUGCAGCAGCUGCUGCAUCCUGGGGAGUAUAGAGAAGCAGCAGAACUAUCCCUUGACCGGAAAGGUUGCUGCUGCCGCUGCUGCUGCAGCAACAGCAGCAGCAGCAGCAGCAGCAGCAACAGCAACAGCAGCAGCAGCAGAGGAGCUCUGCUGCAGCAGCCCGAGAAUUGUGCAUUCUGUAAUACCAAGGAGGGCCCCCAGCAGCAGCAGCAGCAGCAGCAGCGGCAGCAGCAGCUUGGGGGCCCCCAGGCGCUGGGCGAGGCCCCCCUCCCCCAGUGGAGCUGGCAACCUUAUAAGCAGCAGCAGCAGCAGCAGCAGCAGCAACAGCAGCAGCAGCAGCAGCAGCAACAGCAGCAGAGAACGGAAUGCGAAGAAUCUCCAUUUCCAGGGCCGCAGGAUACUGAUGCUGCAGCAGCAACAGCAGCAACAGCAGCAACAGCAGCAGCAGCAGCAGCAGCAGCUGGUAUUGCUUCUUCUGGUGCUGCUGCUGGCUCAUACCAUAAGAACAGCAGCACCGAAUAUGAAAAUCAACAGCAGCAGCAGCAGCAGCAGCAGCAGCAACCGCAGCAGCAGCAGCAGUGCAUGCAUGCUGCAGCAGCAGCAGCUUGUGUCUCCUCUUCUAUCACCGCUCCCUCCCUAGGGGGCCCCCCUUCCUGGGGGCCCCCAUCAACCCCUUCUAAAGACUGUCGUCAGUACCCACAACACUCUACCGGUGGGGGCCCCCAGGGGGCCCCCCAGGGGGCCCCCUGGGGGGGCCCCCCCCUGGAGCUUCAGCUGCUGCAGCGGGGGAGACAGCAGCAGCUUGAAGGGGGGCCCCCAGAGGGGGAUGAGGCCUGCCGUGAGUGCAGCAGCAGCAGAGAAGCCCGCAGCAGCAGCAACGGCAGCAACAGCAGCAACUGCAAUCACAGCAGCAGCAGCAGCAGCAACAGCAGCAGCAGCAGCAGCAGCAGCAGCAGACGCAGCAGUAUGCCGCUGCCGCCUCAGGAGCAGCAGAUUGUCCCCACAAUUGCGAAACAGCUGCAGCAGCAAGGGGUACUGAAGGAGGCCCCUUGGAUCUCUUCUUCCUUUCCUGCUGCUGCUGCUGCUGCUGCUGUUGUUGCUGCUGCUAACAGCACCCUUUACAGCAGCAGCAGCAGCAGCAGCAGCAGCAGCAACAGCAGCAGCAGCCUGAGUAUAUCCGCAGACUUCGGCCCGGAUUCCCAAGACUUCUGCAGCAUAGACGACGAGGGGCCCCCAUAUGGGGCCCCCUGGGGGCCCCCUGCCUGUGGGGGCCCCCCUACAGGGGGCCCCCGUACCCAGUUUCUGCGGCGUAGGCCUGAGCGUGUGGUGAUACAAAAAACAAAUAAAGUAGAGAUUGCUACUUUUGCACAUGUAGAGAGCGUUGUUAAGAAAGAAUGCUGGAGAUAUAAUAAAACACAGCAGCAGCAGCAGCAGCAGCAGCAGCAGCAGCAGCAGCAGCAGCAGCAGCAGCAGCAGCAGAGGGGGGAGAAGGGGGAGAAGGAGGAGGAGGAAGAGGAGGAACUGCAGCAGCAGCAGCAGCAGCAGCAGAAGAUACAACGCAGGAUAGGGAAGAGUGGAGGUGCGGUGCUGCAACGCAAACAGCAGAGACAGCAGCAACUGCAGCAGCAACUGCAGCAGCAGCAGCAACUGCAGCAGAAACGACAGCAGCAGCAGCAACAGAAGCAGCCACAGCCGCAGCAGCAGGUGCAGCAGCAGCUGUCUGCGGCGCACACAGCUGCAAGCCGAGCUGUGCUGCAGCAGCAGGAACGACGCGUCUCCUUCCUGCAGCGGCCAGCAGCAAGGCUGCGGGCCUGUGUUGCUGCUGCACCUGCUGCUGCUGGUGCUGCUGCUCCUGCUGCUGCUCCUGCUGCUGCUCGUGCUGCUGCUGUUGCUGCUGCUUCUGCUCCUGCUGCUGCAGCAGGAACCUCUCUUCAAGCUCCAGGGUCUCCUAAGUGGGUCUCGCGUGGCUACGACCCUGCAGAGCAACAGCAGCAGCAGCAGCAACACAAACAGCAGCAGCAGCAGCAGCAGCAGCAGCAGCAGCAGCACAAGCAGCAGCAGCAGCAGCAUAUGCAGGUUAUACCAGACAGCCUAGAAGAUGUGGUCUCGCCCUGCAGCUACGUACCCUAUAUGCCUCGAGGCAGCCGUCUAGGGGGGCCCCCCAAUGGGGCCCCCACGAGGGGGGCCCCCCUGGGGGCCCACCCUAGGGGGGCCCCCUAUGGGGGCCCUACAGUAGGGGCCCCCCUGGGGGCCCCCAGAGGGGGCCCCCAAGGAGGCAUCUAUGAAGAUUAUCCUUUAGAGGGGCCCCUCGAUGACCACGCUGGGGGCCCCCCUGAGCUCCUACUUGGGAGGGGGGCCCCCAGGGGCCCCCCUGCUGUACCCUCUGGGGGCCCCCCCGGGGGCCCCCCUGCUGUACCCUCUGGGGGCCCCUGUGGGGGCCCCCCUGGGGGGCCCCCUGGGGGCCCCUUUGUGUUGGAUGGUUUGAGGAGGUGUGAUUCUCUGUCUGUGCUGAAGGCAGCAAACAGAAUAAAAGAAAUGCAAAUAGAAAAAGAAAAACGCAUGCAACAAACCCUCGUCGCUAUGCAGACACACACAGACUGGACCGAGGACGAAGGAGGGGCAAGCGAAGGAGAAUAG